Messenger RNA from Anopheles bellator, 1170 nucleotides. RefSeq names its product zinc finger protein 32-like. The coding region runs from base 1 to 1170 and encodes 389 amino acids. Gene Ontology annotation, biological process: regulation of transcription by RNA polymerase II. The transcript is spliced from 4 exons. The record is from RefSeq and is a predicted model, not a curated record. Gene Ontology annotation, cellular component: nucleus. NCBI's taxonomy places the organism in Eukaryota, Metazoa, Arthropoda, Insecta, Diptera, Culicidae. Gene Ontology annotation, molecular function: zinc ion binding; RNA polymerase II transcription regulatory region sequence-specific DNA binding; DNA-binding transcription factor activity, RNA polymerase II-specific.
AUGCAGGAAAUGCUCACAUUUUGUCGCCUCUGUCUGUGCCAGGAUCGGUGCUUAGUAUCUUUGGCCGCGGUCGCUGAAUCUUCAUUCUCCGUUCAGGAUCUCGAACGGAUAGCGGGCGUACGAGUGCCAGAAGACGAAUGCUCGUUCUACAGCAUCUGUGUGCAGUGUACCAAGACUGUAGAAAACACACUGUCCUUCCGCCGGUCAUGCCAGGAUAAUAAUAUACUGUUCCGCCAACUAUUCGCGGAGGCCGCAAAUGAUCACCUGUGUUCCGGAUCUCCAACUGAACUGUUGACGGAGGGCCCCAAAGUGAAGGCGUUUCAGAUGAUGGUGGAAUUCGUUCUGCCAAACAUGGGACCAACCAUCGUUGGUGAGCCCGGUGACUUUGCCGAAACAACAUUCGAAGCCACCGAUUUUAAGUGCAAGGAGCUCACCGAAGAAACUGGAAGUAAAGAAUCUUCCAACGAGUACCAAGGUACUGACGCUACCUCAGUUACUAGUGCCGCUGAAGAAGGGAACGAAAGAAGCAAGCGUGAAGACACACCCGAUCGUUCAUCGAACUCUCUGUCCGGAUCGCGACCGAAGCGACUUUGCAACGUAUGCGGAGCCAUGGUGUGCGAUAUACGAGGCCAUACCCGAGCGCACACACAGCAAACCUUGUUCCCUUGCCCUCAUUGCCCCAAACAAAUGACUACCAAGGGAAACCUUUCGAGCCAUGUGCACACAGUCCACGAGAAGCGGAUAAUCAAAUCAUGCCAAAAGUGUGACCUCGGAUUCACCACCAAAAACUCGUACCAAUCGCACAUGAGAACCCACCACGACGCAGGCAGGCCAUACUUGUGCCAGGUGUGCCUCAAACAGUUCAAGCAUCCCUCGAACUAUCGGGACCACACGAACCGGGCGCACUCGAAGCACACGAACUUCGAGUGCACAUUUUGCGGGAAAAGGUUUAAAGCUAUGAAAAUACUCCGGAACCACCUGAUGGUGCAUUCCAGCGAUAGACCUUACGCGUGCAGCCACUGUCCCAAGCGGUUUAAGUCGUCGUACGCAAGAAAAACGCACGAAAUAACGCACAGCGGAACUGUGUUCCCUUGCUCCCUCUGCGUCAAGGUGUAUCGAUACAAAAGUGUGCUCAAAGAGCACUACAAAAAAGCGCACGCCGAAAUGUAA